AUGUCAUGUUACAAUCGCUCCCACGGCCCCUCCGUUUUUGUCCUAAUGGGGAUUCCGGGAUUGGAAGCCGCUCACUUCUGGAUCGCCUUCCCUUUCUGCUCCAUGUACUUAGUAGCCUUGCUGGGGAACUUCACCAUCCUCUUUGUGGUCAGGAAAGAGCCGAGCCUUCACUUGCCCAUGUACUACUUCCUUUGCAUGUUGGCCACCCUUGACUUGGUGCUGACCACCUCCACCGUGCCCAAGAUCCUUGGCCUCUUCUGGUUCCACUCCAACACAAUUGGCUUUGAAGCCUGCGUCAUCCAGAUGUUCUUCAUUCACGGCUUCUCUGCCGUGGAGUCGGGGGUGCUGCUCGCCAUGGCCUUCGAUCGCUACGUGGCCAUCUGCGCCCCUCUGCGCUACACCACCAUCCUCACCAGCUCCGUCAUUGCCAAGAUCGCUUGUGCAGCCUUUGUGAGGGGCAUCGGCUUCAUGACUCCUUUGACCUGCAUGGUGAGCCGCCUGCCGUAUUGCGGACCCAACGUCAUCGCCCAUUCCUACUGCGAGCACAUGGCCGUGGUCAAGUUGGCCUGUGGAGACACCACACCUAACAACAUCUACGGGAUCACCGCCGCCACUUUUGUGGUGGGCUCAGAUUCGAUCUUCAUCGCCGUCUCCUACGUGCUCAUUCUGCGGGCGGUCCUGGGCCUCUCGUCUAAGGAGGCGCGGCAGAAAUCCUUCGGCACUUGCGGCUCCCACAUCUGUGUCAUCCUGAUCUUCUACACUCCUGCGCUUUUCUCCUUUUACACCCAGCGCUGGGGGCACAAUAUUCCUGCGCACGUCCACAUCCUGUUGGCUGACCUCUACCUUCUGGUGCCCCCCAUGCUCAACCCCAUCAUCUACGGCAUGAAAACCAAGCAAAUCCGGGAGCAAGUACUCAAGCCCUUCUACCACAAAGGCGCCCAAAUUGAGUCUUGA
Messenger RNA from Elgaria multicarinata webbii, 954 nucleotides. Its product is annotated as olfactory receptor 52P1-like. Gene Ontology annotation, cellular component: plasma membrane. The record is from RefSeq and is a predicted model, not a curated record. Bases 1 to 954 code for a protein of 317 amino acids. Gene Ontology annotation, molecular function: olfactory receptor activity; G protein-coupled receptor activity. Lineage: Eukaryota; Metazoa; Chordata; Lepidosauria; Squamata; Anguidae. The transcript has a single exon. Gene Ontology annotation, biological process: G protein-coupled receptor signaling pathway.